CAUGCCAAGUCGCCUGAACACGGACUGCAGCCAGCGCUGAAGAGCCGUCUGUGUGCUCUUUGGUUUUAUUUAGAAAAAGCCUGGAACAACUCCACAACGAAGAAGCCGUCUAGCGAUGUUAAAGAACUCCAACAGCAGGAUCAUCUUCUGCAGUAAGCAACUAUGGAAGUACGAGGAAGGAAAGGGUCCGUCGAAAUUUCCGCACCUAAGCCAGUAGGAACUGAGGCAUUGAGGAACUUCACCAUACCCAGGAAGAAGCGGGUGUCUGGACAAGUCCUCCUGGAGCCUUGUCUCGAAGACAGUCAUGAUUACACUCUCAUUCAGGCUAAACUGAGAGAAUCCAGAUUAGAAAUGAGGAAGGAGCACGCUAACGCCUGGCUGUGGAAAGAUGUAAAAUUAAUACACAAUGAUGGGUUUCUUAAGGAAUUCUCAGAAAAAAGGUCAGAGAUGCGUUCAAAAGGUAGACACGGGAGAGAAAUGGAAGAACGUUUUUGCUUCUUGGCAGCACCUUAUGAAGCAACAAGUCAAAUUUACCAGUUUGGAUUAAGGACUGGGAGCCAGGACCAGUAUUUUUUGGGAAAGUCCUCACAUGGGGUUUAUUUGUUUAAGCAUGUUGAUGUGGCUCUGAAGCAUGCAACGGCAAACACAUGUAGUAGGAAAAAUCUGAUAGUUUUCAAGGUGCUCUUUGGCAAGGUGAAAAAAGUGACCCCAUGUUUGGAGUGGAACAGAACCGUAGAUCCUAUGGUUGGCUUUGAUUGUCAUAUGGCAAAAGAUGCUGUUUCUUGUCGUGACAGUCUUUCUCAGCAAGUUUUCGGCUCAUCGGUGUUUCUGUUUGACUACAGUGAAAACCAGGAACUCAGCAAACGGCCAAGGCAAUGUUUGCCAUACGCUGUGGUUUCAUUUAGUCCAGCCAUUAAUGCUACAGCACCAACGUCCAUAAGUCCACCUGUUUCACCCACUAAACCUUCUGCCGGCCUUAUGCAUGGCCCUCGAGAGCAUUUGAAAGGCUGCACUGUGGCUAAGAGAACAGGCAAAGGAGGGAAUGCCACAGUAACAUUCAAACGUUUUGCAACACAAGGCAGCCCAGGCGUGGAGUACCAGUCACACACUCCAAGAGCAGAGGUUAAUGGAGUAGAUGCUAAUCCAUUUCAAUACGACGAUCUGCAACCAUGUCCUCCUUUUUUCCCUCAGCAGCCGUGUAUGCCUUAUUAUAAUACAGCAGAAUAUUUCAAUCUUUUACUACCGUAUUAUGACAGUGGCAUUCCAUGUCAGAACUAUAUGGACAAGCCUGCUUUCCUUUCAAAUAUACACAACCCGAGCACCACAAGUAUCUAUGGAGGUAAUACAGACACCUUGGGGGUAAUACCUCAAACCUCAGCAGAAAAAAUCUCCACCAUAGUUUAUUCAUCCCGUGUGGUUAAGGACCCAAGGCUAUCCAGGAAAGAAACAAACAUACAGAAGAAGAGCUCAGAAGAAGAAAGAGCAUCUAGUGUUCCAGAGUGUGAGGAACAGGGAUGCCAGACACACUCACAAAGCCAAAAAGACGAGAAUGAAUUCACUUUAUCUGGUGAGAAACAGUCACUGGAACUGGACAAAGAACACAAAGAGAGCAGGUUCGCUAAACCCUCACUGGGUGACCCAAGCAAAUCCAAUCCCACUGCACAGCCAAAGACUGAAAAUAUGCCUUCAAUUAAGUUAUUUAAGAUGAAAUUUCAGAAAUAUGCUCCAUAUUUCAAGAUGACAGAGGAGGAGAGGCACACAGCAAUAUGGUCCAAAGAAAAUUUAACCCCAGAGCAAAAGCAAUUAUUGCUUGACCAUAUACAUUUCUAUGAGAUGCAUCACCAAAGGUAUAAACAGGGACUGCUAUUUCACAAAGACACGGAGACAGAAACUGCUUUCAGUUUGUCUCAUACAAAGCCCCAAAACAAUGACGUCUGCCCAGCCACACUGCAACAUUCCCCUUUAAUGACUCAAGGAAACCAAUGUGAAGUCAAUCAGUCUCAUAUGAGACAUUCAGUAAGUGCUAAUGUUUCUAAUUUGACACCCACAACAGUUUUGGUGGACACAGAGAUAAAUAAAGUAGAUAUUCUGAAUAGAGAUAAUGAUAAGUUGAGCCAGAACAUUUGUAGACCAAAAGAAAACCGUGUGCAGGAAAAAGACCAGGAUCCUUCUUCGAAUUCUCAGAUCGAGCCUCAAGAUGAAAGUGUGGUUCAAUCUGUAAAAGAGAAAGAAUGGAUUUCAGAGAUGUUCAUUGUGCAGUGCAGCAUGCAAUCAAAUCCUUCAGAGAAAAGCAAAACUUUAGAAAGUACACAUGAUUUUGCACAAUCUUUAUGUCCUUCAGUACAAGCUGAGAGAAAUAACCAAGAUGUCCAUGAAAGUGAGAACCUCACAAGUCCAAAAGAGUCCUUUGCACGUAAGCCUACACUAAGUAAUACCAGAGAAGAUCAUCCUGAAUUUGAUCAAUACAUAAUAGCUAUGGAAGUGGCAAACUGUGUUGACAUCUCAGAUACUGAUGUACUAGAAUGCAGUGACUGCUCCGAUGCUACUGCAAUGGAGCAAGAUCAGGAUAGUCAAAGUCAUACUGAAAAACGAGACAAGGGCACAUUGACUGAUUCUAUAUCUGAUACAAAUUCUGAGAUAUCUAUAGAGGUUGAGAGCGGAGAAGCACAGCAACACAACACUAUGUACAAUGCAUUAUAUAAACGAUUACAGCUAGAUCAGCUAUUGUCCAAUUCAAAUGGAGCAAACGUUUACUCCACCAAAUCUUAUCUCAGGCCAAAAGGUCAGGACAAAACCCUUGUCAUCAAUCUACCACAUAGUCAAGUUAUUGAACGAGUGUCAAAGGAAGAAGAUCAGCUUUUAGUUAAGAUAAAAUCCAGCCAGACUGCCCCAGAAAGACUUAUGCUUUCUGAACGAUUCUCAAAAUUAAGAUGCCUUGGUCAGAAGCUAGCAGCUUUAGUUCAUGUAAAUAGGCUAACCAACAGCUACACAGCUCAUCUCAACGGAGAUAUUACAUGUAAACCAGAAGCACUAAUCUCAUGCAGCGAUGAAGGAAACGGAACAGGAAACAAUAAUGCUGAAUUGAUUAGACUCAUGGCACAGAGGUACAAUGAAAAUAGGUUCGUUGCAAACUGUAAACGCCUUAAGCAGAAACGUUCAGCGGUUCUGUGCAGAAAAGGCUUAAUCACCAGUGUACUGAGUAAAAGAACUUCAGGUCGAUCGCCAUUUCAUUUUCAGAGGAAGACGAAGCAUAUUAGGAAGAGUCGCUUGCUGAAAGUAAAGAGAACUCGUAAAACAAAUCCAGCAUUAAAAACAAGUUCUCGUGGUCGAACUUCGUUUAGCAACUUGACUUCUGAUUCAUCAAAUGGCCUUUCAUGUACCGAGCCAGCUCAUGGUGUUGACAAAGAUUCUGAUUCGCACCUUAAUUCAGCUGCUGCAGCAUCUCAGUCUCAGUCUGGUUCUCAAAGUAUUGGCAAACUUCUGAAUAAGAGGUCUAGUCAGAAUGAUAAUGGCACUGAUGUUUCAACUGAAGAGACCUCCUGUGUCGACAGAGAAAACAAGACUAGACACAGUGAUGAGCUCAUUCAAACAAAAGGACAGUGCAUUAACCCUGCCAAACAAUCAACAGAAAUUGUCGAUCAUGAUGUUUCGAAGAUUUCAAACCAUAACGCUGUUAAAAAAUCAGAGGAAAACAUCACUUUAGCUUCUAAAGAUCCAGUAAUAAUUGAGGAAAUGGAAACAGAUCGCAGAACCAACGAUAACAAGACCGGUCAUCGAGAAAAAUCCUUCCUGGCCACUUGUUCUGGCAAUAAUGAGUCACAUAAUGAGUCAAGUAAUGUUGAGAUUGCAGAAGUGGAACACAAGGAAGAUGCAUUGUUACAGAAAAAGCUAUCUCAGGAAGGCAAUUGUGACACUAAAAAGAUUUCACCUGAUUAUAACACUGGAGCUUAUGAGGACACGAGUAGCCCUGUUCCCACUGUCUCAAGUAUCCCUCGUGAUAUAACCUCAGGUAAUGUGAUCAGCAGCUGCACUGCCAAAGCCCAGACAGCCAUGACUCCAGAUUCACCUAGAGUAAUGAAUAAUGAGACAGACACACAAACUGAGGCUGGGAUUCUUGUUGACAAUGCUAUGGACAAUUCUGGUAGUGGUUUAAUGAAAAAGGUAUCGAGCACUAACAAAUCAGUGGAGACCAAUAAAACUGCCAGUCUUCAAGACAGAGAAUUAUACAGUAAUCCAAAGAGCACAAAUGAAAAGGAGUCAUUUUCAAGAAAUGAGGUGUCAGAUACAGACCAGAACUGCUUAAAAGGUGCCCAGGACGUCGUUGCAGGGAUCUUCACACAGAACACGAAUCAUCUUUCUGAGCUAGCAUCAGGUUCUCAAUGGGAUAGUAAAAGAAGUGGGAUAAUGAACUCGCUUGUCGAAACGACAUCAGAUUUCCACAGUAGAAUCGUUAAAGAUGCACAAGAAGGUCUUGCUGGGAUAAAGGACAAUCUGCAUUCAGCCUGGCAAGGACAAGACAAAAAUAGCCUCCCAACUACUUCAGAGACACAAAUCAUUUCUAAACUGAGAGAUUAUUUAAACAAAUUUGAAUUCGCUGUCAAAAAACAGGACGUUGUCAAUAACUCAGUAACGGAGGCUCAUGUUCCAACGGCAUGGAUAACUUUAGAUAGUACAGCUCACAAACAGCAAUUACACAACACGAGACACUACAGCAUACAGGGUUUGGCCGAUUUCACACAUCGAGAGCAUGAAACUGGACAUUUCCAAGUAGCCCCUACCAAGCACAAGCAAAGUGAUAAGGACAGCCAAGCGAACAGCUCUACAUUAAAGAGGAGGAGAACGAGCAAUUUGGAAAGGGUCAGUCCAGACAGUACUUUUACUGAAACAGUCAGAAAUGAGCCAAAUUCACAUCUGGUAAAUACAGACACUCAACCAUACCAGGCUGCCUCUGGUGUACCCAACAUGAACCACCGGUUGCAAAAUCAUGGACAUAAACGACAGGAAAAUCAGAUCAUCUAUCCCCAAGUUUUAGGAAAUCUAAGCACAUCAAGUGGACAGCAAGGAAAGGGGUCAAGAGAACAGCCAUGUCAAGUCAAUCAAUCAAAUGAACAAACCACAUAUGAAAACGUACAUACCACAUACAUCCGGAAUACAUACAGUGUCACUGAUAUCUCCAACACCCUAAAACUGGCUGACCAUGCAGUUUCCUUGACAGAACUUGGUCCCUUGCAGUCAAAAUGCCAAAGAAUGCUCCAGCAUUUUAUCUCCAACUUUGAACAAGAUCAAAAGGUUUCUUUCCAACAGUGCUGCAUUUCAAAAAAUCUAAUCUUGGAAAAAUAUUUGGACCAUCCUCCGGCAGCAGUGGAAUUGAAGUUUGAGGCAAUAAAUUCUUUCUUGGAACUACAGAUGAUAAUUGAGGCCUGCCAAUUUGUUGACAACAAAAUCAAUUUUCUGAGACGAAAACCAACAUUUAGGAGUUUGCUCUGGUAUGAUCCUUCUCUCUAUGGUGAACUCUAUAAGGGCACUGUUGGGUUUCAACAACAAUCAUCAUUGUUUUCAUCGUUCCAGGAGUGCCUUACUAACGAUGACUACAGAAGAUUGCAGGAAUACUAUUGUGCAGUGUCCACUUUUCACCAGCAGCUACAAGAUGCCCCUGACACAUCGUACUACAUGUACCUGAAAACCAAGAGAGACAGGCUCGAAAUCGAAGCUGCAUUUAGAAAUCCCUCAGAUGUUAAGAGCUUCUUUUUAUCUGUACCACAAGCCAUCAUGAUCAAUUUAGGAGACAGCUUGGAAGUUUUGAAAAAGACGCACGAUAUAGUGAUGACGUUUAUUGAGACACCAGCAGAUCAGUUGCCAGGCACAUUUGAUGUAGGGAAAGCUGAGCAUCUGUCCAUUAUAUGCAGGUAUCUUCAAGAAAAAAUCCUCUUCAUGAAAUCCCCUCAAGAAAUUACUAAAAUUUCAUGGUUCGGGAUGGAACAUCUUCUUUAUGAUGCGUCAAAGGUGCUUGUAUGGAGUGAAUCGGAGCAUGGGAUGCCAAAUGAAGUGUUGACGAAAUACAAUAGGUUAAAUUCACAAGUUGUUUACGGGGUAACAGAUGCUUGUAUAGCCCUUGUUAACAAAGUUGAUGAGUCUCCACAGCCUAUGGAUAUUGUGAAAAUCACACCACCACCACCACCACCACAAAUGAACGCUAUAAGAAUCCCAUCAGCAGGGGUAUCCUCGGAAAGAACUCAAACCGCACCGAACAUUCAAAUGGAAGAUGCAACAAAAGAAACACGUCAACCACCCAGAAGAAGAGCAACAUAUCCAUGCCCAAGAAGUAACUUCAGUGAUGGUGUUACCCCACUUAUUCAGCCCAGUCUGGCAGCCCAACCUAGAAGCUCACCUCCUUACACUGAUUUUACCCAAGGAAGUAAUGCACUGCAUUGGAAGAUUCCCAGAACUCCUGCUUGGGACUGGAGCCCACCAGACACUAUCCAAUCAACAGUACGCUCCGAAAUAAGGGCAAUGCUUUUGUCUAAGAGGAUACCUACAGCACAAACAAAACCGAGGACAACAUCUUUGACAGAUAUUCAAAACGGCCAUUCUUUCAGACAGCAACGACUGGCACAACCAUUGAUUGUGAAACCUAGACCAGUUGAGAGAAAUAAAUCUCAGCCAACAAUUAGUGCACCUCAGCAUCCGGAGCUCUUACAAGAGCAAGCAAAGGAGUUCAGCAUGCCUAUGAUACCACCAUUUCCUCUCCCAAGUUUCUACCCAGAUGCACCCUCAAUAAUCCCUCCACCUCUUCCACCAAUGGCAUUCUCCAGCAAUUCAAAUCAAGUCACGGUGCAUAACAAUCCAACACCAAUAAGCUACCCUUUUUUUGUCUUCAAUGGGCAAACAUACUCCACUACAGGCUCUUCGAUGCCUGUGUCAGCCCUUCAUACUGAAACUCAGUAUCUUCCUCGCCCUCUUUAGAGAGAGAAAAUACAGUAUUUGGUAUUGUUAGAAUCUGUUCUUUUUUUAUAUACCGUUAUAUCCUUUUUUUCAAAAUCCAGAGGUUUCUGAAUCUUCCUCCGAUGUUAUUACUCUAGGACACUCUUGCUCUAAUCUUUUAUAUAAUAUCCUAUUUCUUAUGUUCUUAUGUUAUAUAUUUA
Neoarius graeffei (lesser salmon catfish) is the source of this 7142-nucleotide messenger RNA. RefSeq names its product protein TASOR. Bases 163 to 6963 code for a protein of 2266 amino acids. Gene Ontology annotation, cellular component: nucleus. The record is from RefSeq and is a predicted model, not a curated record. Gene Ontology annotation, biological process: male meiotic nuclear division; synaptonemal complex assembly; regulation of double-strand break repair via homologous recombination. The transcript is spliced from 9 exons. NCBI's taxonomy places the organism in Eukaryota, Metazoa, Chordata, Actinopteri, Siluriformes, Ariidae.